This is a messenger RNA of Xenia sp. Carnegie-2017, 1690 nucleotides long. RefSeq names its product proline-serine-threonine phosphatase-interacting protein 2-like. Gene Ontology annotation, biological process: actin filament polymerization. NCBI's taxonomy places the organism in Eukaryota, Metazoa, Cnidaria, Anthozoa, Malacalcyonacea, Xeniidae. Gene Ontology annotation, cellular component: cytoplasm; plasma membrane; actin filament. Gene Ontology annotation, molecular function: actin filament binding. The record is from RefSeq and is a predicted model, not a curated record.
UUUCACCAGAUCAGUGGACCACAAAGUCGGUAUGUUCAACCGGAAGCUGUUGUAUAUUUAUUCAAUUGCGAAUUGCGACAGUAUAAACUAUAGAAUAACUGGAACUCGUAUAAUGAAAUUCGAAGGUGAAAGAGGUUUAUAAUCUUACUUUUAAACAUUGACCGGUAAUGACAAAAACACGAUUUGUUGACUGCUUUUGGGGCAAUGAAUUCAACAGCACGUUGGGAUUUGAUGUCCUAUGUAAACGCAUGAGAGAUGGCAAGCAAGUCUGUACAGAUUUUGAAGAAUUUAUGAAACAAAGAGCGGAGGCUGAAGAAAGAUAUGGAAGAUCUUUGAUACUUGCAAAAGUUGGAGAAAAUGGGCCUGAGAUUGGAACAUUAAAACAAUCAUGGGAUGUACUGCGACAAGAAACAGAGCAUAUUGGCCAUGCUCAUUUGCAGCUCAGUCAACAAUUGACAGAGCAAUUAGGAAAACUUCAUGAGUUCAAAGAGAGUCAAAGGACUAAACGAAAAGAGAUUGAAGAUAAAAUAAAGAAAUGCCAGAAAGAUAAAAAGAACUGUUAUGAUAGAAACUUGACUGCCAAGCGAAAUUAUGAAAAUAAGUGCAAAGAACACGACACUAGUGAAGAUAACCACAAGAAAUUGGUAUCCGCUCAGAGCAAUAAUGAAGAGAAGGCACGGAUAAAGUUAUCGAAAGCAAAAACAGCAAUGGAAAAUGCAGAUACCAACUAUCAGACAACAAUAAAGCAAUUAGAGGAAGCACGCAGAGAAUGGGAGCGUGAAAUGGAGAUUUGUUGCAAUGUGUUUCAAGAACUUGAGGAGGAAAGAAUAUCAUUUCUCAGGGAGAGUAUGUGGACAUACACAAACCUUGGAUCAGGAAACUGUGUCAAAACAGACGAUAUCUAUGAAGAUAUUCGUAAAUCAUUGGAAUGCUGUGAUAUUGACAGUGAUAUAUACUUUUUUGUCAGUUCCAAACAAACUGGAAGUGAAAGGCCUGCUGAAAUUUUUUAUGAAAACUUCUACACUGCACAAAACGAUCAAAAAAUAGCCCUGCCCACACACCAACGAGCUAAUCAUCAUAAGAAUGGAGUUGACCUGCCACCAAUACCAAGCAAUUCAUCAAAAAUCAACGAUGAUGACGAGGAAGACCCAAACUACUCAACAGUGAGUGACCUCAAGACACCCAAACGUGCAAAGUGGGUGAAAGCUGACUUUGAUUACAAAGCACAGGGUGAUGAAGAACUUAGUUUUCAACAAGGGGACAUGAUAAAAGUCUUACAUGAAGAAGAUGAAACAUGGUGGUUUGGGGAAUGCAAACAUCGUAAAGGGAUGUUUCCAAAAACGUUUGUGUCAGUUGCAAAUAAAUGAAUUGGUAAUAGAGGCAAAAAUUUUUUUGUUGAAUUGGCCUUCGCUUUUGAAAAUCAUUCGUAACCAUUCAUUAUAGCAAUUGAUAAAACUAACAUUGUAAAACAUCACCCAAAAUCAUGUAAAUGGUAGAGUAUAUCACCAUGCAUGCAUUGUGAUCUUAUACAAUAACUUCAUAAAUUUAAAUAAUAAUUAGAUCAUUUUAAAAUUGAACGUAGUUAGGUAUUAAUUAUGAAUUGAAUUUUACAUUUUUGCAAAAUUCAAUUAAAUGUAUACUCGAAUUGAGGAAUCAAUACCAUAUUAAAAAUGUUGACCUACAAACUAAA